Messenger RNA from Bactrocera tryoni, 892 nucleotides. RefSeq lists its product as uncharacterized. The transcript has a single exon. The record is from RefSeq and is a predicted model, not a curated record. The coding region runs from base 2 to 739 and encodes 245 amino acids. Lineage: Eukaryota; Metazoa; Arthropoda; Insecta; Diptera; Tephritidae.
AAUGACAUCCUAUUCAUGCCACAUAUCGUGGCACAAAAGUUCAUAUUAUUGUAAAUUUACCAAUAUCUUUCUAAUAUCAUCAUUUCUCUCACAGAGUAAUAUGGACGUGGAUAUGGCAUCAUCGUCAACGCCAACCAUGCGCUCGGCAGUUUCCGCCCCUCGCUCCGAAGCUGCCCCAAUAGCAGCACCCCGGACCAACAUGGCACCGGCAGCGCCUCGAACAACAACAGGCGCCACCGCGACAACGGCUCCGCGUCAAAGCACGCCAGCAUUACCAGCGGAUCUGCAACUAAUUCGUUGUCCACUAUGCCGCCGCCCGCAUCGGCUAUCGCACUGCGGUAUCUUCAAAGGCAUGCCGCCGAUGCAACACCAGCAGGUGGCACAGGCGCACGGGUAUUGCCUGAAUUGUCUGGCAACUUCCCAUGCAACUCAGGAGUGCCCAUCAAAUAAUCGUUGCCAAAUCUGUGUGCGGGCUCACCAUACGCUGUUGCACCGCACUACCAGACGCGACUCCGGGCGACCACCGGCUCCUCGCACCAGCGGUAACGUCAGGCGUUCUCAAAGAACGCCUGUGACGGCUUAUCGCCGGCGUGGACACUUUCCAGCAGAAUCUCGUUCCUGGCGCCAAAACCGGACAACGUCAACACGGCGCCAUCAGCUUAGGCCGCAAUCCCGGCGGUCAACAGGCCUCAGCAGCGUUGUAGCUACGCUACAGCAGCUACAGCGGCUUCUAGGCUAAAUACUCGCCUAGGGGGGCCGGGAUGGCUAAAUGAGUAGCGACGUCACAUCAGAUGUACAUCAUUUCACCACACCGAAUCACAUUAACACACACACACGCACAUGCACCAAAACGCGAUGACGUUCUACGUUCUAAUUAGAACAAAAAGACAAG